CUCCUGCCCCUCUGACGACAUCAUCAGAUUAUAUCAAACAGCCAGCUGCAGGGUCAACAACCAUUUUCCUUUUCUUCCUCCCAUUACCACCACUUCCAUCCCAAGGAACCCAGAACCAACAUCAGAUAUUAAUAUCGGAGUAACCCAUCAAUCAGUCCACUAUGGGGUUUGCGUCGAAGAUCGCCAACAGUAUGAACGGUCCAACCGGCGGGAACACCAACAAGCCCGGUGGUGGUGGUGGUGUGUAUGGAGGAGCACCACCCACUGGCUACACUGGAGGACCUCCAAGCUCGCUGCAGCCUGGAGGAGCAGCCGGUGGAUAUCAACCACAGCAGAUUCCUCAGCAGCAACAGGGUCAGCAGUAUCAGGCUUACUCAGGCUCGCCUGCUCCCGCUGGUGGUCCGGGUCAACCUUACCCUCCUCAAAAUGCGCCUUACUCCGGCGGGCCCGUUCGUCCUCCCCAGCAGGGUGGACCUCCCGGAGCUGCGUACGGUCCCUCGGGGGGUGCACCUCCUCCGGCUCGUGCCACGGAGCAGCAGACCGCCGCCUACCGACAGCUGUUGAUUGGCACUAUUCAAGAGAAACGCCUUCAAAGCUUCUACCCCCCUGAAAGACUUGAUAAGCUCGUUCAGGCUCUGUCCAACGAUGCACCCUUUAAAGUGAGCAAGCUGACUCAUGAGCUUAACAUCCCAACUGAAGUCGCCAUGGAUGUCAUGAAGUUGGCUCUCUUUGAUGUUAUCUUGUACGUGGACGACAGUGGCUCCAUGGAAUUUGAAGAACGAGGUGUGAGAAAAGAACAACUGCGUUCGACCAUCGAGGUCGUUGCAUCGGCUGCGUCCACCUUUGAUGACGAUGGUAUCUCCGUGCGGUUCAUGAACUCACCUGAGCAAGGCGAUGGCAUUCGUAAUGCAGACGAUGUCAAUCGCCUCGUUUCGCGAGUUCGCUUCCAGGGUCUUACACCACUCGGCACAAGUCUACGCAACAAAGUCCUCGACCCGAUGGUGGUGGCUCCGGCCAGAGCUGGUCGGCUCCAGAAACCUGUUCUGAUCAUCACGAUUACCGAUGGACAGCCGGCCGGUGAGCCGCUGGAUAGUGUGUCGAACGCCAUUGGCUAUGCUGUCAACGAAGUUUCUCGCACUCAGUAUGGACAGGGGGCCGUUUCCUUCCAAUUUUCACAGGUCGGAAACGACACCAAGGCCCGGGAUUUCCUCGCUUCUCUGGAUGAAGAUCCUCGAAUCGGCUCCUUGAUUGAUUGCACCUCAAACUUCGAGGUUGAGCAAGAUGAAAUGUCACGGGCUUACCCCCCCGUGCAUCUGACUCGCGAACUCUGGUGCGCCAAACUCAUGCUUGGUGCUAUUGACUCUUCAUACGACACCAAAGAUGAGAAAGCUGCUGGGCGUAGUGGUGCUCCGCCUGCUGGACCUCCAGGUGGUCAGUACGGUGGUUAUAACUACAACCAGCCUCCCGCCCAGAAUUACAACCAGCCGCCUCCCGGCCAGUACGGCUCAGGAUCGGGAUACAACCAGGCACCAUACCCGCCCAGCCAGGGUCAGGGCCAGGGUCCCCCUCAGGGCUACGGGCAAGGCUAUGGUGGCGGCUACGGCACUUCCUCUCCGCAUCCCAACCAACCUGGGUAUGGACAGUCGCCUGGUGGAGCUACACGAGGCUACCCUGGCUACGGAGCGCCUCCCCGCUACUAGACAGGAGGUCGCAUAUGUUGAAGCCGGGGGCGAAUCAAACUGGUUUCGGCCAGGAAUUGCUUAAGUCUGUAACCAUUGCUUUUUUGCAUUAAUAUGAGCACUGUUAUGUAAUGAGGACGGCCGCAUAAAAUUGGCACAAAUGCAAACGACCAAGGAG
Messenger RNA from Aspergillus japonicus CBS 114.51, 1857 nucleotides. It is a transcript of the gene rfeF, whose product is annotated as putative transcription factor RfeF. The coding region runs from base 162 to 1700 and encodes 512 amino acids. The transcript is spliced from 6 exons. NCBI's taxonomy places the organism in Eukaryota, Fungi, Ascomycota, Eurotiomycetes, Eurotiales, Aspergillaceae. The record is from RefSeq and is a predicted model, not a curated record.